This is a messenger RNA of Ailuropoda melanoleuca (giant panda), 1046 nucleotides long. Its product is annotated as olfactory receptor 10AD1. Bases 59 to 1015 code for a protein of 318 amino acids. Gene Ontology annotation, cellular component: membrane. The transcript is spliced from 2 exons. Gene Ontology annotation, biological process: G protein-coupled receptor signaling pathway. The record is from RefSeq and is a predicted model, not a curated record. Gene Ontology annotation, molecular function: olfactory receptor activity; G protein-coupled receptor activity. NCBI's taxonomy places the organism in Eukaryota, Metazoa, Chordata, Mammalia, Carnivora, Ursidae.
AGAAGGGUCACAGUGUCUGUAUCCCAGAUUAGAGGAACAGGGAAGGCCCAGGCUGCAGAUGGUGGACCUAAGGAACGGGAGCACAGUGGCAGAGUUUAUCCUCGUGGGCUUUGAGCAGAGCUCCUCUUCCACUUGGGCAUUGCUCUUUGCCCUCUUCCUAGCCCUCUACAGCCUUGCCAUGGCCAUGAAUGGCCUCAUCAUCUUCAUCACCUGGACAGACCCCAGGCUCAACAGCCCCAUGUACUUCUUCCUUGGCCACCUGUCCUUCCUGGAUGUCUGCUUCAUCACCACCACCAUCCCACAGAUGCUGAUCCACCUAGUUGUCAAGAACCACAUUGUCUCCUUUGCCUCCUGCUUGACCCAGAUGUAUCUGGUUUUUGGUGUAGGUGUGGCCGAGUGCAUACUCUUGGCUUUUAUGGCCUAUGACCGUUAUGUUGCCAUCUGCCACCCACUCAGCUAUGCCCAGAUCAUGAGCCGGCAGGUUUGUGUGAAGCUAGUAAGUACUGCCUGGUUCUUUGGGCUUAUCAAUGGCAUUCUUCUUGAUUAUAUGACAUUUCGUGGCCCAUUCUGUAGGGACAACCACAUAGAAAACUUCUUCUGUGAGGCCCCCAUAGUGAUCGCUCUCUCUUGUGGAGACCCCCAGUUUAGUCUGAAGAUGAUCUUUGCCGAUGCCAUCGUGGUGCUGCUCAGCCCCAUGGUGCUCAUUGUCAUCUCUUAUGCUCGUAUCCUGGCCUCCAUCCUUGGCAGAGCCUCCUCCUCAGGUCGUGGAAAGACCUUUUCUACUUGCGCUUCCCACCUGACUGUGGUCAUCUUUUUCUACACUUCAGCCAUGUUCUCUUAUAUGAACCCUCGCAGCACACAUGGCCCUGACAAAGACAAGCCCUUCUCCCUCCUCUACACCAUCAUCACCCCCAUGUGCAACCCCAUCAUCUAUAGUUUUCGAAACAAGGAAAUGAAGGGGGCCGUGGUAAGGGCCCUUGGGAAGACCAGCCUGGCCCAGGCGGAGUCUAUCUAGUGGAUCUAGUGUGAAGCCUCCUGGAAGAGAA